Molecule: messenger RNA, 273 nt
Organism: Penicillium brevicompactum
Lineage: Eukaryota; Fungi; Ascomycota; Eurotiomycetes; Eurotiales; Aspergillaceae
Exons: 1
Coding region: 1-273 (90 amino acids)
Source: RefSeq, a predicted model, not a curated record
AUGCCGCUAGACUGGAGUGCCCUGGCCCCCGGCCCCAUGGGCACAGCCAUGCUCGGUGAGAGCGGAAUUGAAGGUGCUGCUCGACGUGGAUGCGAGCGUAUGCAGCGUGAAGAAGAGCAAAAAGCUCCUGGCAAUAACACAGGCGACGAACAACAUAGAGAAUCCCAGCCAAAGUCAGCCAAAUGCGAUGCCACGGCUUCAGAUGAUACUGCAAUCAUUGAAGGAAAGCUAGCUCGGUUCAAAAGAAAGUUGAGCUUGUUCAAGAAGCAUUAA